CUCGCCACAUCGCGCAUUCUUGAGAAACUCCCCCCAUUGCUCGAUAAUCGACCGUCGCUCUGGCCGGUCUACCAGAGCACAGCACAGCAUGGCAGACACCUCAAUAGAUGAAGAGAAAGGAAUGCGCACACAACCAGCUGAUGCCGGUGGUUCCUUAUCCCCCGAGUAUGCAGUUGCAGUCCCUGCACAAUCGCCAGCACGAAGCAAUCCCUUCGAACGCCUGAACGACAAAAUUUUAUCCAUUGGGUUUCUCGAAAAGCGCGGUUUCGAGCGCGUCCCGGUUGAGGAACGUCAUGAGAUUACUGCGUCGAGGUAUAUGCGGAUGAUGCUGCUCUGGUUCAGCUCUAACAUCACAGCGAAUAACAUCGCCGUGGGCAUGUUAGGGCCUUUGGCUUAUGACUUGGGGUUUACUGAUUCGGCGCUCUGUGCUGCGUUUGGAGCUGCCCUUGGGGCUGCUGGCGCUGCUUAUAUGAGCACACUUGGCCCUCAGAGUGGGAAUCGAACGAUGGUCAUUGCUAGAUACUUUAUGGGGUAUUACCCGAGCAAGAUUUGUUGUUUUUUGAAUAUUGUUAUUAUGUUGGGUUAUGGGAUGAUUGAUUGCCUGGUUGGGGGACAGGUGUUGUCUGCUGUUGCUGGCGGGAGGAUUAGUGUUGUUGGUGGUGUGAUUAUUGUCGCUGCUGUCACUUGGGUUGUGGUUGUGUUUGGGAUGUCGAUUUUUCAGACUUAUGAGAGGUGGGCGUGGGCACCACAAUUGAUAGCAAUUUUCGUGCUGGUCGGGAGCGCUGGUCCAACCUUCGACACUUCCAUCACAUCUACCGGCAAUACCGAGACAAUCAACGGCAACCGGUUGUCGUUCCUCUCUCUCUGCUUGUCGGCUUCCGUAGCCUGGGCCCCGGCCGCGGCUGAUUACUUCGUCUACUACCCGCCAUCAACCCAAAAAUGGAAAACUUUCCUCAUGACAUUCACCGGCAUAGGCCUCUCGCUCUCCUUCGCAAACAUGAUGGGUGUGGGCCUAGCAUCCGGUACCUUCUCAAACAGCGCCUGGCAAGACGCCUACAACGUGUCCUCGGGAGCUCUGAUCAUGGCAGGCUACGCAGGCCUAGGUGGAUUUGGCAAGUUUCUCGGCGCGAUUGUCUCCCUCGGUCUCAUUGCGAAUAAUAUUCCUGGCACCUAUUCCGCCACGCUCGGCUUCCAGAUCAUGGGUCGAUAUCUCGCGAGACUGCCGAGAUGGUUUCUGUCCUGUGUUGGUGUAUUGAUAUACACAGCCUGCGCAUUAGGGGGAAGAAACCACCUCUUUGACAUUUUCGAGAACUUCCUAGCACUCAUGGGAUACUGGGUUACCAUUUAUCUUACCAUUUCCCUCGAGGAGCAGUUCAUCUUCCGUCGGACUUGCGGGUUUGACUGGGAGAUUUGGGCGGAUCGCUCCAAGUUGCCUGUUGGUCUUGCUGCUCUGAUGGCUUUUCUUGUUGGGUGGGCGGGCUCAAUCAUUUCUAUGUACCAGAUUUGGUAUGUUGGGCCGAUAGCGAAAAUGGUGGGUGAGUAUGGUGCUGAUUUGGGGAUCUGGGUUGGUGUGUCUUGGGCCAUAAUUGUGUUCCCACUAUUGCGAUGGCUCGAGCUGAAGAAAUUUGGUCGCUAAGAAAUGGGUCUGUAGUAUUGAAUUACAGAGAAACCCCUUAAAGGAAAUAGAUUAAAGCAAAUAGUAGCCC
This is a messenger RNA of Hyaloscypha bicolor E, 1706 nucleotides long. RefSeq lists its product as uncharacterized. Gene Ontology annotation, molecular function: transmembrane transporter activity. Bases 89 to 1636 code for a protein of 515 amino acids. Gene Ontology annotation, cellular component: fungal-type vacuole membrane; plasma membrane. Gene Ontology annotation, biological process: transmembrane transport. NCBI's taxonomy places the organism in Eukaryota, Fungi, Ascomycota, Leotiomycetes, Helotiales, Hyaloscyphaceae. The record is from RefSeq and is a predicted model, not a curated record. The transcript is spliced from 3 exons.